Pseudovirgaria hyperparasitica is the source of this 2045-nucleotide messenger RNA. RefSeq lists its product as uncharacterized. The record is from RefSeq and is a predicted model, not a curated record. The transcript has 2 exons. Gene Ontology annotation, molecular function: DNA-binding transcription factor activity, RNA polymerase II-specific; RNA polymerase II cis-regulatory region sequence-specific DNA binding. NCBI's taxonomy places the organism in Eukaryota, Fungi, Ascomycota, Dothideomycetes, Acrospermales, Acrospermaceae. Bases 417 to 1928 code for a protein of 503 amino acids. Gene Ontology annotation, biological process: regulation of transcription by RNA polymerase II.
AAUUGAGCUGUCCGGAGGAGUGGAAAAGUCGGAGAAGCAACCCGAUCGUGGAGAAUCGAGUCUAAAGUCGAUCAGCCCACACUCCGCAUACGUCAUCUCGACAUGGCCGCAACCACAAUCACCAGGUCGUCCGCCGACUCUUCCAAUCCCAUCCCCAAAAUGCCCUCGCCCAAGGACUCCAAAGCCGUACCUGGAAAGAUCGAAGGUACGUUCGUUCCUUGUUGCACUCCCAUCGUCAUCAACACUGCUUGUGAAUUGCUUCAUCACACCUCCUCAUUCACUCUGCUACUUGUCGCUGCCAUUCGAGUCACCACUGUGCUGGUGCCAGCCGUCGUCGCUGUUCAUUAGCGCUCCGCUCAUUGCCAUGGCAUGGCGUUGCGACAUACACUCAACACCACUAUUCAUUUCUACUAAUCAUGCCUGAUGCAAGUCGUUCACGGGAACACGUUACUAACGCUGCUUCUCUUUCAGACCCAAGCCAGGAUAGAAGUAGUGACGACGCGAAGCCUACGACAAACGGUACAAAUGCGCAGCCAUUGGCGCCUCCACCAAAACCAACGCAAACUACGUCGACUGAUACCCCAGACUACUUCAGCUCAAAUCACAACUCUUCAAAUCAGUUCAGUCUGGAGCCAAAUCCAUUCGAACGAUCUUUCGGCCAACCGCCGUCCGGAAGCACUCCCAACGGUGGAAGCAUCCUACCUCCAGUCGCGAGCAUAACAUCUCCGUCCGGUCUACCUGGCAUAACACCUGGGUGGCAGUCUUUAAGAGCCGGGCCAUUGAGCCCUGCUAUGCUCGCUGGCCCCGCAAAUACUACUGAUUACUUCUCAGGAGAGUUUAGAGGCUUCCCGACACCGAACGAAUCGUCGUUGCGGACAGGUCUGACUCCAGGUGGUGGCGGAUCUAUGUUUCCAGCUCCCAGUCCAAAUUCGCAGCAUCUAUUUCAACUCCAGAGUGGUGGCGCUACUCCCGGUACAUUAGACUUCCACAAGACUGCGCUUAGUGCUGCUACAGCGUCGAGUCAGAACAAAUACAACACCAACGCCGUCUCAUCACAACCGCCAGAACAAGCCACUCAAGUCCAAGCUACACAACCUCCAACCACGCAGGCCCCAGUUGUUCAAGGACAACCACCACGUCAAGACAUGUAUCAACAGCAUGACGUGCAUGGUGCCGCGAACGACCUCCUUCAAUUUGCCACCCAAGCAAACGGCAACCGGAACGGACAGUUUGCCGUUCCGACCCAGGCCAACCAGCACAUCAACCAAGGGCAGCGCUCAAACGAGACAUCGCCUGUCCAAAGGCGUGGGACGAAGGGCUCUGUUGGCACGGACAACACUGAAAACAUGUCUGAAAGCGGCCAAAGUGAGGCAGCAAAGCCGCGAACUCGCGGAAAGAAGGCUAAUAACAAAGGCGCCACUGGCAAUAGCAGACGAAAGGCCGAAGAUACGCCAGCAAAAGGUCCAGCCUCUAAAAAGCAAAAGGGCAACAACGGCAUGCCAAAAGAGGAAGACUUUGACUCGGAAGAAGAAGACCAGGAUGACCAGAUCGAUACGCACCCCGACGGCAAGAAGAUGACAGACGAAGAGAAGCGGAAGAACUUCCUCGAACGUAAUCGUGUCGCCGCGCUAAAGUGUCGUCAACGGAAGAAGCAAUGGCUAGCUAAUCUGCAGGCCAAAGUGGAGCUGUUCAGCACAGAGAACGAUGCUCUAUCAGCCCAAGUCACGCAAUUGCGUGAGGAAGUGGUCAACUUAAAGACUUUACUCCUGGCACACAAGGAUUGCCCAGUAUCGCAAGCUCAAGGCCUGGGUGGCAUGAACAUGAACAGCUUUAUUGGGGACAUUCAACAUAACCAGAACCCCUACGGAAUCGGCAUGCACAAUGGAAUGAUGAUGGGCCAGCCACAGGCGAUGCAGCAAAGGGGGUGAGUCACAGGAGCAGCAUCGGAUACAUGAACAAACAUCCUCACAUCACACUCGACAAUCAUCUUGACCAAACACCACAAUCAUGCGGCCGGUGAUGCUCCUGUCACUCCAUUGACUGCA